AUGCGUUGGGUCGCGGGAUUUCGUCAACUCUCCUCGAUCUCACCUUUUCGUCGAAUUGAGUCUCCAAAACAAUUCGCUAAAAGAAUGGCUGCUCUUCCUACCACCUACGAGGGCUCCGUCCCAAUCGCCGUCAUCGGUGGCACUGGACUCCGUGAGCUCCCUGGAUUCACCCAGGUUGCGUCGCUGUCGAUUACCACUCCCUGGGGCGAACCUUCCUCCCCCAUCACCAUCCUCCACCACCACUGCAAGCACAAUGAUAAGCUUGUCGCUAUUGCCUUCCUGAGCCGCCACGGCCCCCACCACCAGAUCGCUCCCCACGAGGUCCCUGCCCGUGCUAACAUCGCUGCUCUUCGCUCCAUCGGUGUCCGUAGCAUCAUUGCUUUCUCCGCUGUCGGCAGUCUGCAGGAGGCUAUUAAGCCCCGCGACUUCGUCAUCCCCGACCAGAUCAUUGACCGUACCAAGGGCGUGCGGCCAUGGACCUACUUCGAGGGCGGUAUGGUUGCGCACGUUCCUUUCGGCGACCCCUUCGAUGAGGGUAUUGCCAAGGUCGUGCGCGAGUGCGGACACAGCUUGGAGGGUGACGGUGUGGUGUUGCACGACCGCGGCACUAUCAUCUGCAUGGAGGGACCCCAGUUCUCCACUCGCGCCGAGAGCAAAAUGUACCGCUCUUGGGGCGGCAGUGUGAUUAACAUGUCUGUCCUCCCCGAGGCCAAGCUCGCCCGUGAGGCUGAGAUUGCCUACCAGAUGAUCUGCAUGUCUACCGACUAUGAUUGCUGGCACGAGUCUACUGCCGAUGUUACCGUUGAGAUGGUCAUGGGCCACAUGAAGGCCAACGCUGACAACGCCCGCCGUUUCGUUACCGCUGUUCUCGACGCUCUGGCUAGCGACGAGCACUCAGACUUGGUUCACGCCAAGCACUUGGCUGGUUCUGUUAAGUUUGGAAUUAGCACUUCCCAGCCCAACUGGGGCCCUGAAGCCAAGAAGAAGCUGAACUGGCUGUUCCCCGGCUACUUUGAAUAG
This is a messenger RNA of Penicillium verhagenii, 1020 nucleotides long. RefSeq names its product S-methyl-5-thioadenosine phosphorylase. The record is from RefSeq and is a predicted model, not a curated record. Gene Ontology annotation, cellular component: cytosol. Gene Ontology annotation, molecular function: S-methyl-5-thioadenosine phosphorylase activity. Lineage: Eukaryota; Fungi; Ascomycota; Eurotiomycetes; Eurotiales; Aspergillaceae. The coding region runs from base 1 to 1020 and encodes 339 amino acids. Gene Ontology annotation, biological process: nucleoside metabolic process. The transcript is spliced from 3 exons.